AUGUUAGAGACAAAUACGAUUUUAAAACGUGGUCAACUAUUCCGGCCAGCAACUGGCGUUUUAAACUUCUUUAAUAUCUUCAAAAACAUCCCCUUUGUUUUCAUUGCUAUGGUAGAGUCAGUGGGCACUAUGGCGCUGGGGAGACUUAGUAAAUGCUAUCGGUCGUUACUACGUGAACCCGUUAAAGGGGCAUUUUUAGGUAGUUUACAGCCAGGAUGGAUUGAAAGAUGUAUCGGAGCUAAGAGGCAUCUGUUGUCAGAGGAUAUUGUCAGACUUCAAGACUUUCAGCAAAGGAAGCUGGCUGUGGCUCACCUUGCCAGUGGUUCACAAGGAAAUUAUAUUGAGCUAUUCAGGGAGAAGCUACAAAGGAAAAAUGAGCUGAUACUGAAAAAUGAGCUGAAGCUCCUCAUUCACCUGUGCCAGUCUGCAGAUGACAUGGUGAUAGCCAGAGAUGCCAUCUAUAGGUAUCACGCAGAGAACCAAAACUUUGCAUUUGGAGAGUUUAAGUUUGGUCCUCUCUUCAUGAGACUGUGUUAUGAGCUGGGUAUGGAGGAAAUGGCUGCUGCUACACUUCUAGAUGAGAGAAUGAAAGGAUUUUUCAACGAUGCAACAUCCUUUAAUAUCACCAUAGACAUGCUGUUCACAAAAGGCUCUUAUGAAAGUGCUCUGGAGGUACUAAGAACCAUGAGGAAAGAAGGUGUACCAUUCAACAACGACACGCAGAUACUGGCAGUUGGUACCUGCUACAAACUGAACACAGCGGAGUCCUACAGGAUCUGCACUGCUCUGAUAGAGGAGCGACAGAGCAAAGGGCUCUCUAUCCCCAGACAUGCUUACUGCUUUGCUGUAGCAUUAGCACUUAGGCAGAAUGAUGUCAAGAAAGCACAGUCAUUGUAUUCCCAAAUUCUGAACACAGACAACAGAUUAUGCCAGAGUUUGAAAGUUUUAAUACUAGUGAUGUCAGGAGCAGUGACAGAUGCCAUAUCAACCCUGUCUGCAGCUGUGUUGCCUGAUAGCCCUGUUUUUGUGAAAAAGACAGAAUUUUCACAGGAGGUGGUGGAUUUGCUGUGUUUGCGGACUGAGGGCGGACCACACAUGAUGGAAGUGGAGCAGGUAGUGACUCAGCUCAAACAAGGCGGUCAGGUGACUCAGCAGACCCUCGACGUCAUGCUGUGCCACACACCCAGAGGGAGGAGGAAAGCAGAGCCAAUAAUUGAGGAGGGGAGGAUCAGCCGAAGGACUCUGAGGCCACUACGAUCCACUCUGCUGUCAGAAUGAGGAAUCCUGCCACAAGUGUUAGAGCUGGUCACUUAAACACACGCUGAUGACUUCAUCUACCUCCCCUUAAACACAGACACAGUCAUCCCUCUGCAGAUUGAACUUUGGUCCCAUUUAUAUUGCCGGCCUUAUCCAACAUUUGAUGAAUAAGGUAACAGUCCAAGUUUGUGCAGCAGGUAUUUAAAAGUAAAAAAACUUCUAAAUUGUUAUGCAUUUCCUUUCAAGGAUCUUCUAUGGAUGAUAGGGAUGUCUUGUACAUGAAAAUGUAAAUGAGUGAUUAAAGACGAAUCAGACCUUAAAUAAUGAAAAAAA
Messenger RNA from Lates calcarifer (barramundi perch), 1590 nucleotides. RefSeq names its product pentatricopeptide repeat domain 2 (gene ptcd2). The transcript is spliced from 11 exons. Gene Ontology annotation, molecular function: RNA binding; protein binding. The coding region runs from base 1 to 1278 and encodes 425 amino acids. Gene Ontology annotation, cellular component: mitochondrion. The record is from RefSeq and is a predicted model, not a curated record. Lineage: Eukaryota; Metazoa; Chordata; Actinopteri; Centropomidae. Gene Ontology annotation, biological process: mitochondrion organization; regulation of mRNA processing; multicellular organism development.